AUGGGUGGCUCACGCAAACAGCCUGGCAUUGCCAGUGCCACGCCCCCUCCGGAUAUUCGCGAAGGGGGCAGCGAAGGCGCAACCGUUUUGGAGUUUGCGAGCAGACCUCCCCGCUGCGCGAACUGCCUUCCCCGCGAGCUGGGAAAGAUGCCAGAACAGAGACCGGAGGGCACAGAUGGCUCCGACCAUCUGUUCCGGAUGUUGAUUGAAGACCGCUACCACAGAUUGGCCAUUCUCAAGAAGUUUAACAGGAUCUUCUUCUAUUGCAAUAUCGUGUUGAUGGUGUUGAUGAGCGCCUGGCAUCUCAUUCCACUCCUGGAAGGGCAACCUUACCCCAAGUGGGCACAGAUCCUGCUGGCUUUGGAAGUAACAGCUGUGGUCUUUUGGUAUAUAUCUGAGCCUGGAACUGGCAGAGAGAAGCUGAGGAGGCUCAAACUGUAUGGCUUCCUCACAGCUGUGGUGUGUGCUGAGCACCUGCUCACCAGGUUGACCUACCAUGGGAAAAUUAAGAUCCAUGAACAUGACCAGUACCCUAAAGUGGCCUCAAGAUAUCUUGCAGCAAACUACGAAGUUGAUCGAGUCUUUGCCCAAAACUUCCUCACGGCCGUGGAGGCAUCCUUGGACACACUGGUGUUUGUUUCGCUCCUAUUGGCCUCACUGGUGUGCCGGAACUACAUCCUGGAGAGGCGGGCACCACAAACUGUGGAAGAGGAGAAGAAGGCGCUUUAG
This is a messenger RNA of Ostreobium quekettii, 729 nucleotides long. The record is from the annotation of a GenBank genome assembly. NCBI's taxonomy places the organism in Eukaryota, Viridiplantae, Chlorophyta, Ulvophyceae, Bryopsidales, Ostreobiaceae.